Phyllostomus discolor (pale spear-nosed bat) is the source of this 1403-nucleotide messenger RNA. RefSeq names its product neurogenin 3 (gene NEUROG3). The coding region runs from base 210 to 848 and encodes 212 amino acids. Gene Ontology annotation, molecular function: protein dimerization activity. The record is from RefSeq and is a predicted model, not a curated record. Lineage: Eukaryota; Metazoa; Chordata; Mammalia; Chiroptera; Phyllostomidae. The transcript is spliced from 2 exons.
CUCGGGAAACCCGCUCGGCCUCGCACACGCGCCAAGAGACAGCAGCAGGGGCCCGGGACGCCCUCCGCGCUUCUCUUCUGCACCCCUGCGGGAACUCCCCAGCGGCAGCGCAAGAAACUCAGCUGAACUUGGCUACCGAAGGGCCAGAUCAGCUCACAGCUGUGCUCAAAGCCCACCCGCUCUCCACCCUUCCGCAAACGAGAACAAGGAUGGCGCCUCAUCCCUCGGGUACGCCAGCUGUCGCAGUGACCCACGAGACAGAGCAGCCCUUCCCGGUCGCCUCGACAGAGGAAGUCACCUGCAUCGUGUCUUCUCCGCCGAGCCCCACUCGCGGGACAGGGGGCUGCGUAGAGGCUGAAGGGAGCGGCUGCCGAAGUGCCACCAGGAAGCUCCGGGCGCGGCGUGGGGGACGCAGCCGGCCCAAGAGUGAGUCGGCUCUGAGCAAGCAGCGACGGAGCCGACGCAAGAAGGCCAACGACCGCGAGCGCAACCGGAUGCACAACCUCAACUCUGCUCUGGACGCGCUGCGGGGCGUCUUGCCCACCUUCCCUGAUGAUGCGAAGCUCACCAAGAUCGAAACCCUGCGCUUCGCCCACAACUACAUCUGGGCGCUGACGCAGACGCUGCGCAUAGCGGACCACAGCCUCUACGGGCUGGAGCCUCCCUGCGAGGAGAUGGGCAGCCCGGACGGCGGCUCCCCGGGAGACUGGGGUUCUCUCUCCUCCCCAGUCUCCCAGGCGGGCAGCCUGAGUCCUGCCACCUCGCUGGAGGAGCGCCCCGGGCUGCAGGCUCCUGCCUCCCCUGCCUACCUGCGCCCCAGCGCCCUGGCUUUUUCCGACUUUCUAUGAUGGCCUAUGGGCCGCUGGGCGGUGGGUGCUGGAAGAGGGGCAGGAGGCUGUUCCCGAAAGUGGCGCCGGUGGCCCUCACAUAGACUUGCUCCUUACGUCUCUCCUUCCCUGGUGGGCCCAGGUGCCCGUAGGGGUGGCUGGCCAGUUCAAUCCCCCGUCCUCUGGGCCGCGCCAACUGCUACAUUCUGCCGCUGCCCGCGCAAGUGGGCAUUGCAGGUCGCGCACGUUUUGAGCCCCCUCCCUGCAGCCACCCCAAAAUCUCGUACAAAAAAGACGAGAAUGGUAGCACUGCACAGCGGAAGAUGCUCGCCGUCUCCCACCACCCUGUCCUCACUCAAUUGGUCUCUCUCUAACCACCCCUCCCACAAGGGGAUUUAGUUCAACACUGGGUCUCGGAGCAUUUGCUCGCCUCGCCCAGCGCGCCUCUCCAAAGACGCGGCCUAACUCCUACUCUGCUCCCUGUCAAGUUCCGGGGUCUGGGACCGCUCCACUCUGCCUUAAUCCACGAAGACGUUUUUCUCCUUCUCUUGCACUUUUCGGAGCCACUGCAGGGCC